Molecule: messenger RNA, 753 nt
Organism: Zasmidium cellare ATCC 36951
Lineage: Eukaryota; Fungi; Ascomycota; Dothideomycetes; Mycosphaerellales; Mycosphaerellaceae
Exons: 7
Coding region: 1-753 (250 amino acids)
Molecular function (GO): oxidoreductase activity
Source: RefSeq, a predicted model, not a curated record
AUGCCUAACUCGAAAGAUAAAUUGUCCGGCAAGAAGAUUAUUGUUGUUGGUGGAAGUUCUGGAAUCGGCGCGGGUGCCGCUGCUGCACUGCUCGAACAUGGCGCUCACGUCACCAUAAUCUCCUCAUCAGAGGAGAACCUGAAGGUUGCAUUACAGAGGCUCAACAGCCCCAAUGUCACAGGCGAGGUUGGAAAUGUCCGCGACGGGGCGGCUUACACCGCUGUCCUCCAGCGCCUGGCCCCUGUCGACCACAUUGUCUACUCGAGCGUCGACAAGAUCAUCCGUGGCGCUAUCGCGGAGGCAGAUCUAGACGAAGCGAAGCAUUACUUUGGCGUCAAAUUUUGGGGUUCGGCGUUGACGGGCAAAAUCGUCUCGAAGCACGAUAUCAUUCGACCAGGGGGAUCGUUGACGCUUACUUCGGGUACUGGAGCUAUCAAACCGGGUACUACAGCCUCCAUAGGAGGCUCGCUCAAUGCGGGUCUAUUCACGAUGACACAGGGACUAGCGAAUGAGUUGAUACCGAAAAAGAUUCGGGUCAAUUGUGUUGUUCCCGGCGUAGUUCAAACAGAGUUGUGGGACAAGAUGGGCCAGUCGAAAGAACAGCAAGUCGAGACAUUCAAGAAAGUCGGAGACAGUCUGCCUGUAGGCUUUGUGGCUACGCCUGAAGAUAUAGCAGAGGCUUACUUAUACUGCGUUCGAGCCGAUUAUGCCAAUGGCACGCUCAUUACUAUCGACGGAGGGGGCAUCUUGUAG